AUGCCAGACGAGAGGCAGCCACUCCUCCAACCAAACCCCUCCCAAAACGAAGAGGACGAAGAGCAAAAAGUCGAAUUCGGCGAAAAGGACCCAGAAGAUCCCCAGCAAUGGCCAGGAUUUUGGAAAUACGCCGUCGUAGGACAAGUCUCGCUCAUUGCCUUUUUCCUACCCAUGGCUUCAUCAAUCUACGCUCCAGCUUCGGAUAUCAUUGCUUCAGAAUUUGAGACUUCAAGCAGCCUUCUCCUCUUGCAUCAGACCGGAUACGUGUGCAUGCUGGGCAUAGGUCCCUUAUUCCAUGCUCCGAUGUCUGAGACAUUUGGAAGACGGAUCGUAUAUCUCAUUAGCCUUUGUAUCUUCACUCUACUGCAGAUCCCAGUAGCUCUGUCGCCCAACGUCGAAAGUUUCAUUGUUCUGAGAACGCUCUCGGGAUUCUUUGCAUCUGUCGGCGUUGGCAAUGGAGGAGGCUCCAUCUCAGACAUGCUGGGCUUGCACGAGAGGGCCAAGGCUUUGGGGUUCUACAUGAUCUUUCCACUUCUGGCUCCGACUAUUGGUCCCUUCAUCUCCGGACUGAUGGUUGAUCGAGUGGACUGGCGCUGGCUUUCAUGGUUGAAUAUGUUGCUAGCGGCAUUGACGACGAUCCUUUGCUACUUCUUUCUGUACGAGACUAGAGCUGUAACCAUCUUGCAGCAGCGCCAGAAGCAUCUUCAAAAGAAGCAUCCUCACACCAGAUUCUUUGUGGGAGGAGCUUCUAACGACUCCGACUCAUUCGUGUCCAAGGUCGGAAAGAACAGCACACGAGCAGUCAAGAUCUUGUUCACACAGCCCAUCGUGCUGAUCAUGUCAAUCUACCAGGCCUUGGUGUUCAGCACCAUGUACAGUCUGUACGCCAAAUACAGCACAAUCUGGCAAGAACCGCCCUACGAAUUCACAAAAACGCAAGUCGGAUUGGCAUACUUGGCGCCUGCAGUGGGCUUCAUUACUGCAGGAUUUUUCCUCGUGCUGUUCGUGGACAGACUAUACAACUACAUCGCACGAUUGAACGAUGACGAAGAAGGACGGCCCGAGUAUCGCCUACCGCUAGCAACACUCGGAUCUGUAUCGCUCCCGAUUUCACUAUUCUGGUUCGGCUGGGCGAUAGAGAAAGAUGCGUCUUGGCCAAUCCCGCUGAUCGCCAUGGUCUUGUUUGGUGUGGCCCAAGUCAGCAUUUUCAAUCCCGUGCAGACCUACUACAUCGAUGCAUACCCCAGCAACGCGGCGUCCGCCGUUGCUGCCGGUGCGUUUUUGAGAAGCAUAGUCGGUGGUAUUGUGCCGCUCUUCGUGGGUCCCAUGUUCGACAAGCUUGGCUAUGGGCUGGGUCUGAGUGUGUUUGGCAUCUUGGCAGUUAUACUGAUGCCUGCGCCGGUAUUAUUCUACUACAUCGGUCAAAGGUUGCGAGAAAAGUUCCCAUUCAAGGGUUGA
Molecule: messenger RNA, 1458 nt
Organism: Pseudocercospora fijiensis CIRAD86
Lineage: Eukaryota; Fungi; Ascomycota; Dothideomycetes; Mycosphaerellales; Mycosphaerellaceae
Exons: 1
Coding region: 1-1458 (485 amino acids)
Biological process (GO): transmembrane transport
Molecular function (GO): transmembrane transporter activity
Source: RefSeq, a predicted model, not a curated record